This is a messenger RNA of Hevea brasiliensis (rubber tree), 1913 nucleotides long. Its product is annotated as gibberellin receptor GID1C. Gene Ontology annotation, molecular function: hydrolase activity; gibberellin binding. Lineage: Eukaryota; Viridiplantae; Streptophyta; Magnoliopsida; Malpighiales; Euphorbiaceae. Gene Ontology annotation, cellular component: cytoplasm; nucleus. The transcript has 2 exons. Gene Ontology annotation, biological process: floral organ morphogenesis; positive regulation of gibberellic acid mediated signaling pathway; raffinose family oligosaccharide biosynthetic process. The coding region runs from base 341 to 1375 and encodes 344 amino acids. The record is from RefSeq and is a predicted model, not a curated record.
AAACUGCGCCUAUUUCGUUAUCCUUAGCCCAUUUCUGCUCUGGUUGUCUCUCUCUUAAACAGUUUUAUCGCAGUGAGAUUUACCAUUUAUUGUUAUCGUUUAUCGAUCUUUCUGUUUAAAAAAACUCGGAAGCAGAAGAAAGAAAGAAAAAAGAGCUGGAGAGACUAGCAAUUUUAAAAGGCUGCUCUUUCGUUUUUGGGUUUUAUAAUCUUCGAUCAUGAGUCUGAGUGAAGAUCAAUUCUUUUAUGUUCGUUUUCAGUAUGUGAAGCUGGUUGGUCUCUAAAAGGAUCUGUUUCGUGUUAUUGGCUAUUGCUUUUGAAUUUUGAAAGAGCAUAGUUUCAUGGCUGGGGGUAAUGAAGUUAACAUCAAUGAAAGCAAGAUGGUGGUUCCACUGAACACGUGGGUCCUCAUAUCCAAUUUCAAGCUGGCUUACAAUCUUCUUCGUCGCCCUGAUGGCACUUUCAAUCGCCACUUGGCAGAGUUCCUUGACCGGAAAGUUCCAGCCAAUGCAAAACCAGUUGAUGGAAUUUUCUCUUUUGAUGUUGUCAUUGACCGUGGGACUAGCCUCCUUAGCAGGAUAUAUCGACUGACUGAUGGGGAGCCAUCACAACCAAAUAUGGCUGAACUUGAGAAGCCUGUAAGCUCUGAGGUUGUCCCUGUCAUUAUCUUCUUUCAUGGUGGAAGCUUUGCACACUCCUCUGCAAACAGUGCUAUAUAUGACACGUUGUGCCGCCGACUAGUGGGUAUUUGCAAGGCAGUGGUAGUCUCUGUGAAUUAUAGGCGUGCACCUGAAAAUCGAUACCCUUGUGCUUAUGAUGAUGGAUGGACAGCUCUUAAGUGGGUUAACUCAAGAACAUGGCUUGAGAGUAAGAAAGAUUCCAAAGUUCAUAUAUACUUGGCAGGGGAUAGCUCUGGUGGUAACAUUGCACAUCAUGUUGCAUUAAGAGCAGUGGAAUCAGGUAUUGACAUAUUGGGGAAUAUUCUACUAAACCCAAUGUUUGCUGGGCAAGAGAGAACAGAAUCAGAGAAGCGACUAGAUGGAAAAUAUUUUGUCACUCUCCAAGACCGGGACUGGUAUUGGCGAGCUUUCCUGCCUGAGGGGGCAGAUAGGGAUCAUCCAGCAUGUAAUCCAUUUGGUCCCAAAGGUAAAAACCUUAAAGGAGUGAAAUUCCCUAAGAGUCUUGUUGUGGUGGCUGGUUUGGACCUUAUUCAGGAUUGGCAAUUGGCUUAUGUUGAGGGGCUUAAGAAGGCUGGCCAAGUGGUGAAACUUCUAUAUCUUGAGCAAGCAACAAUUGGCUUCUACUUGUUGCCCAAUAACAAUCACUUUCAUACUGUCAUGGAUGAGAUAAGUAAAUUUGUGAGUUCUAACUGUUAAUAUACGUAACUUUACUGGCUGGCAGCUAUCCAUGACAGAAGCUUGACAUUCUGCUUGGGGGUAAUUAAGGGUUUGCUGCUUAUAUGAUUGUGUAGUAUUACUACUUACUGUUUCAUUGAUCUUGUGUCGUUGGGUUCUGCUACUCUGGGGUCUGGUUCAUCAUGACUAGGCUUUUUUAUUGGGUGCAGAAGGUGAUUUAGCAUCUAGCUGGUUUGGGAUGUAUCUGUUAUACAUCCAGUUGUCUGGACCUGGGUGAUGUAGUUUGAUGAAGCUUUGAAGGCAGCAGGAAGCUGUUUGACUAAGUUUAGCAGACCCACCAAAUUUAAGGUUACCCGUUCUGACUUCCAGUUACAACAGAUAGGAAGACAGGAGUGCAGGGUAGCAUUUUGGUGGCCGAUUUAUUGGGUCGUGCCUUGCUAAUUUUAUAUAGCUAAUUUUAGAACACGGAUGGGAAAACAAUCCAUGAUAUUAUCAAUUAUGAUCUUUUAUGUUUCAUACAUAUGCUUUUAGUAUGUAUAAAGGUGUUUGCUUAUAUUAA